AUGCUAUUUUCAGCGAUUUAUCUUCAUAUUCGAAGAAACCCUGAUGUCGUUCAAUCCACUCAAACAAAUUCAACUUCUCAAAGUGAAUAUUCCACACGAUCACCAAUUAUUUACAAUUGUAGUCGAAAACAUCGAGUCGCUUUUACAUUUGACGACGGUCCUCAUGCAACUCAUACUUUAUCAAUAAUCAAAACAUUAAAUCGACAAAACAUCACAGCUGGUUUCUUCAUUUCAGGAACAUCAAUACAAAGUUUUCUUAAUACUCAUAAUAAUUUAAUUGUUCCAACAUUUGAAAGACCACGAAUUGGAUAUUUACUUUUACAAGAUUAUACUCUACUUGAAAAUCUCUUAGAUGGACAUGAAAUCUAUAUGCAUGGUUGGUUACAUGAAAAGAUAACUGAAAUGCAAAUUCAAACAGUUAUUGAUAAUAUUUCUACACAAUUAUUAGAAAUUGGUCUUUUAAAAGGUUUUAAACCAAUUUAUCGAGCACCAUGGGGAAUUGGUACAGCCCCAUUUCAUGUUCAUAAAAAAGUUUUACUUCCACAAAUUUUAAAACAAAUGGGCAUUGUACCAGUUUUUUGGGAUAUUGAUACGAAGGAUUAUGUACUUAAUGUCGAUGAAGAUACAUUAAUCAAUAACACAGUACAUUUGAUUUGUAAGAAACAAGGUGGACUUAUUUUAAUGCAUGAUAAUCGACUGACUACAGCAUUUUUUCUUGAUCGACUUAUUCGUUCAAUUCGUGGCAGUGGACAUAAGAUUGUGAGUCCGAGUGAAAUCAAUCGAAACUGGACGAAUUCAAUGUCAAUGAAGAAAACAAGAAAAUAUAUUGAAUAUCUUCGAAAAAGAACUUUAAAUGUACAAAAUAAUGUAACAUUUCGAUCGAAUAACUAUCGACCAAUAGAAAUUACUCUCUCAUCACCGAAGGGAAAAAUUGAACCAUUACAUAGUAUAUUUCCACUUACUCAAUAUCAAGGAACAAUUCGUGUUCAUCCAAAUAUAAACGAUGUUUAA
Molecule: messenger RNA, 1011 nt
Organism: Adineta ricciae
Lineage: Eukaryota; Metazoa; Rotifera; Eurotatoria; Adinetida; Adinetidae
Source: the annotation of a GenBank genome assembly